AUGACGCAUCAAAACCACCAAACAAACGGUGCUAGCCUCGAGGAUUGCCACACAAACUUCUUCGCCUUGACGGAGUUGUUUGGCAUAAAAUGGCGUAAGCUGGUGUGGGAGCGGGAGUCGAGCGGCGGCGGCGGUGGUGGCGAGGGAGAGGAGGGCGCGGCGCCGCUGGCCGACCCGGUGAUCAGCAGCUACGCGCGCUGCCUCGCCGGCGACAUCCUGUGCGUGUGGCGCCGCGUGCCCGCGCACCAGCCGCCCGACCUCUACGACAUGCCCGCGCCGCCGCCGCUCUCACUCCGCGCCGCCAAGGAACUAUGGAUCUUCUGGUACGGCGAGGAGCCCGACCUCAACGGCCUCGUCGCACCCGAACUGAUCGCAAGCCAAGGCGAUCAGGGUUCAUGGGAGAGUGGACUCUCGUAUGAAUGCCGUUCCUUGCUCUUCAAAGCUCUCCAUAACCUCAUCGAAAGAUGUCUGCUAUCGCGGGAUUUUGUGAGGCUCGGGAAAUGGUUUGUCCAACCUUACGAUGGCGACGAAGAAGACGUUGGCAAAAGCCCGUGGCACCUGUCGUUCUCGUUCGCGUUCUUCCUGCACGGCGAGAGCACGGUGUGCGCGUCGGUGGACGUGCGCCAGCACCCGCCCGUGCGCACGCUCACCGCCAAGCGCCUGGCGCGUCUCGCCGCCGCAGACCAUCGCGACCGUGCCAAGGUGAUCCUGGCGCCGUUUGGUCUGGAGGGGCGCGUGACGGGGCGCGAGUGGAGCGACGGCGACCCGGCCACGGCGCGUCUGCUCGACGCCUGGCGCCAGCUCUACCCGCUCGAGCACGGCUGCGGCGCCGUCGAGGUGGAGUGUGGUGGAGUGCGCAUGCGCUACCCGCUGCCGUACGCGCUGCUGACGGAGAUGGAGGCGCCGAGCUCGGGCGCGCCCGCCGCCGCCGCCGCCGCGCUCGCGCGCCGCGCGCUGCGCUCGCUCGCCACGCCGCGCCCGCACCAGACACCGGAGCUCUGCUACGGUGACACGUCGGGCGAGAAGUGUGAAGACUUUCUGGAUCCCACCCGGAAAACACCUUGUACCUGCGCAAAGUGGCGGCGGCGGCGCGCCCCCCGCCCGCCGCCCUUCCACCGGCGCGCGCCGCGCCCCGCGCGCCCCCCCGCGCCCGCGCCCGCGCACCCGCCCGCCGCGCGCCCCGAGCAACCCGCCCGCCCCGCGCGCCCCGCACGCCCCGCACGCCCCGCAAGCCGCGCGCCAUCGGCGCUGGGCGGCGCGUGCUCGCCGGGCAGCUGCGGCGCGUCGCCCGCGGCCGGCGCGUCGGCGCCGCCGUCGGCCGGCGCGCCGCCGCCCUCGCCCUCGCCGCACCGCUCGCCGCACCUUGCCGCGCUGCCCGCGCACCAGUCGGGCGGCGCGGUGCCGACUACGCUGCAUACGCCGGCGCCCACGCCCGACCCGCAUGCGCCGGCCACGCCCGCGCCCCCUUCCGCGCCACCGAACAAGCCCUACCCGCAGGGGGACUCGCCCAGCUACGCGGGCAACGGGAACGGGCCGGGCGCAACGACGGGCUCGGAGCUACUGCGGCGGCCCGUGCUGCCGCCCGCCGAGCAGCGCCUCGACCCGCUCGAGGACGAGCACUCGCUGCACAUGCUCUACGACUACACCACCGUGCACGCCUGGCUGGAGCACCCGGUGAAGCGGUUCAAGGCGGAGGCGCGCGGCGGCGAGUGGAGCGAGUGGAGCGAGUGGAGCGAGUGCGGCGAGCGGCGCGAGUGGCGCGAGUGGCGCGCGAGCCGCGAGUGGAGCGGCUGGAGCGAGUGGGGCGAGCGCGUGGCGCGGGGCGCGUGCGCCGCCGACCUGUACGCCGGGCUGCCGCACACGCCGCCGCCCGCGCCGCAGCCCGCGCCGCCGCUACACCUCAAGCACGACCGCAACGACGAUGACGUAAAAGAGUACAAAAACCUUUUUACAUCGGAUGGACUAUGCCCAACGUUGAAAGAUCUAGAUCAAAUAUUCGAUAACUCGGAUGAUGCGGCCAGCGGCGAUGAAACGAUGGCGCUGGCGGCCGGCGCGGGCGCGGGCGAGGCGGCGCGCUGCGAGGAGGCGCGCUGCGGCGGGCGCUGCGUGCGCGCCGAGGAGCUGAGCAAGAUGUUCCCCACGCCGCCCAGCAUGGAGGCGCACGCGCAGCCCUCGCCCGGCUUCUCGCUGCCCGACGACGCCACGCCGCAGCCGCACGUGCACCGCCACCUGCUGCCCGGCUCGCCGCCGCCCGACCCCAUCGAGGACUGGUCGUACGUGUUCAAACCACCGACGGUGUGCAAGUACGUGGGGUCAUCGAAGUAUGCGGCGCUGAGCACGCUGCCCAGCCAGCUGCUGCCGGCUGUCACGCUGCCGCCGCACGCCGUGUACCGGCCGCGCUGGCAGCACGACGCCAAACGCGAACCGGACCCGGACCCGGACCCGGAUCCGAACACGCUCCCGCCCCGCACCGGGACAACAAAUAGUACAAACAACAGCAGUAGUAGGGGUUUAAAGAGGCCCGUGUCGCCAAGCACGGACGCGCGGCCUGCGAGCGUGGCGGGCGCGGGUGUGGGGGUGGGCGCGGGGGCGGGGGCGGGGGCGGGCGCGGGGUCGCCGCGGCCGCAGCGCAGCCCCGCGUCGCCCGGCUCGGUGGCGUCGCCGCAGCCGCCCGCCGCCGCCUGCCCGCUGCUGCUCAACGUGCUGCUCACCGACACCGUGCUCAACGUCUUCCGCGAUCACAACUUCGACAGCUGCACGCUCUGCGUCUGCGACACGGAGGUGGGCAACAUCCGCGGCGCGGACGCGGCGGCGUACCUGGCGCACGGCGAGGCGGCGCCCGAGCACGAGAGCGUGCGCUGCUCGUGCGGCUUCAGCGCCAUCGUCAACCGCCGCCUCGCGCACCGCGCCGGACUCUUCUACGAGGACGAGCUGGAGAUCACGGGGCUGGCGCUAGAGGCGAUGGAGGCUGUGGAGGGUGUGGAGGCGGGUGCGGCGGGUGCGCGGGGCGCGGGCGGCGGGCGCGGCGCGGCGCUGGGCGAGGUGGCGGGCGUGCUGGCGGCGCAGUGCGCGGCGCCGCCCGGCGGGCCCGCCUCCGCGCUGGCCCGCGCCGCCGCGCGCCCGCCGCCCGCGCCGCCCGCCGACCACCUGCGCCUCAACCUGCUCGAGUACAGCGACGGCGGCGCUGCGGCCACGUGUGCGCUGCGCGAGGCGUCCGGCGGCGGCAGCGCGCCGGCCGGCGCCGCCAGCGCCGCCAGCAGCGGCCCCGCGCCCAGCACCGCCACCGUGCACCGGUGGCCCUUCAUCGGAGCCCGCGCGCCGAGGUCCUCAAGGGACGUAGUAAGAUUAAUGCGUCGGCUCCGACCUCUUCUUCAAGACGCCAUUCAGAAGAGGUGUUGCGGGGCGCGCAUGUGGGACGGUGUUACCGGGCCGCUGACGUGGCGGCAGUUCCACCGGCUGGCGGGGCGUGGCAACGAGGACCUGUGCGAGCCGCAGCCCGUGCCGCCACUGCUGGUCGGCCACGACCGCGACUGGAUUUCUUUGUCGCCGUAUGCCCUUCGCCACUGGGAAAGGCUCUCGCUCGAGCCCUACUCGUACGCGCGGGAUGUAGCGUUCGUUGCGCUCGCGGCGGACGGCGAGGCGCUCACCGACCCGUUGCGAACCUUCUUCCGUGAGCUGUCGACCGCGUACGAGGCGUGUCGGCUGGGCAGGCAUCAGCCGAUCACGAGGAUAGCGCGGGACGGGAUCGUGCGGACGCCGCCGGCGGAGCGCUGCGACACGGACGAGUGGGCCGGGGAGCUGCCGCCGGGCCGGCUCGGCGAGUACGUGCGCGCCUACGCGGAUGCUUUGCGCGAGCUGGUGGCGCAGCUGUCGCCGAUGACCAUCGACCGCACGCUGUUCGAGGGGGAGAAGACGACGGGCAUGCGACCGCCCGUGGCGCCCGAGCGGCCGGCUACGCCGGGCGGUGGGGCGGGCGGCGGCGCGGGCGCGGGCGAAACGGGCGACGCGGAGGCGGUGGGCGGGGCGGCGGCGGGCGCGGGCGCGGGCUGCGCGGGCGCGUGCGGCGCGUGGGCGGAGGAGGACGAGGCGGGCCCCGUGGCGCUGGUACUGUACCUGGUGGAGCCACCCGCCGCGCACGCGCACCACGCGCUCGCGCUGCUGGCGCUGCUGCGCCUGGCCGCGCAGGCGCACCACCACUUGCAGCACCACAACCCCUUCAUCAAGAUUAUCUCGUUGGAGGGCGUGCUGGAGUGCGGCGGCACGGAGUUGCGCACGCUGGCCUUCAGCGUGUUCAGCGGCGCGCGGCGCCUGCUGCAGCACCAAGCCAAUGGCAAGUCGCUCACCGGCUUCGGCACCGCUGCCAACGCAAACCUCUUCCUCAAUUCCAAAGACGAGAAGAACCGCGCGGCGUACCGGCUGUUCUCGCCGGCGUGGGUGCUGGCGCCGCCGCGCGCGCUCAAGGAGGUGGCGGAGACGUGGGGGCAGGCGUGCGGCGACCAGUGCUCCGUGCUGUUCGUGGCCUACUGCCUGUCGCACGACCAGCGCUGGCUGCUGGCCGCCGCCACCGACGCGCGCGGCGAGCUGCUCGACACCGCCGCCAUCAACAUACACGUGCCCGCUCGGUCGCGGCGGCGGCGGGCGGGGCGCGCGGGCCCGGCGCGGCGGCUGGGCCUCACCAAGCUGAUGGACUUCACGCUGGGCGUCAUGUCGCAGGCCGCGCAGCCCUGGCGCCUCGUGGUCGGCCGCGUCGGCCGCAUCGGCCACGGCGAACUCAAAGGCUGGAGCUACCUGCUGUCGCGCAAGAACCUGGUGCGCGCGUCGGGCGUGCUGCGCGCCGUGUGCGGCAGCUGCGCCGCGCUGUACCCGGGCGGCGCGCCCUGCGUGCUGUCGGCCUGCCUCGUGUCCACCGAGCCCGACCCCUGCCUGCGCCUCAUGGCCGACCGCUUCACGCCCGACGAGCGCUUCUCGCAGGCCUCCAUCCACUCGCACCUGCACACGCCGCGCGACGUCACCGCCACGCACAUACUCGUCUUCCCCACCUCCGCCACCACGCAGUCGAACCAGAUGCCAUUCGAGCAGCCGAACGCGAACGGCGAGGACAACGACAUCAUGUUCCUGGGCGUGGACAUGGCGGACGAGGACAUGGGCGAGGACAACAUGGCGGAGCUGCUUAUCGGCGACAUGUUCACGCACAUGUGGGCGCAGGGCAGCCCGCGCGCGUCGCCGCGGCGCCACGACGACGACGCGGCCGGCAGCCGCGACGGCAGCCCGGCGCGCCACGCGCACCUGCACCCGGCGCAGGGCUACCACGUCGCCGACGACCACCAGCCGGAGCAGAUCGGCACGAUGCUGCAGCAGCCGCUGGCGCUGGGCUACCUGGUGUCGACGGCGCCGCUGGGCGCCAUGCCGGCGUGGUGGUGGGCGGGCUGCGCGCACCUGCGCGACGCCUGCCCCGCCUUCCUCAAGAACGCGCUGCACCUGCACUCGGGCAGCGCGCAGGCCGCCGACGACUUCACCUCGCUCACGCAGCGCCGCGACCACAACUCGCACCCGCUCGACUCGCAGACCACCACCGACGUGCUCAGGUACGUUCUGGAGGGGUACAACGCACUGUCAUGGUUGGCGCUGGACGGCACCACGAACGACCGGCUGUCCUGUCUGCCGCUGCACGUGCAGGCGCUCAUGCAGCUCUACCACACGGCCGCGGCGCUUGGCUAG
Messenger RNA from Parnassius mnemosyne (clouded apollo), 5718 nucleotides. The record is from the annotation of a GenBank genome assembly. Lineage: Eukaryota; Metazoa; Arthropoda; Insecta; Lepidoptera; Papilionidae.